Messenger RNA from Dibothriocephalus latus, 1299 nucleotides. Lineage: Eukaryota; Metazoa; Platyhelminthes; Cestoda; Diphyllobothriidea; Diphyllobothriidae. The record is from the annotation of a GenBank genome assembly.
AUGGAACCCAAAAGCCCCAGUACGAAGCAGUCACUGCGUGUUAGGGCAAGCGAAAGUUGUCCACCGAACGCCGAGGUGGAUUCCACGGUCAGCCCUGCCCGAACACCUGCAUCCUCCCCGGAGCCCGGUGCCUGUGAGAUUACCACCUCCACGGAGCAGGAACAGGCCACAGUAAAAUUCUCGAACAGUAGUUGGGAGGGAACACUGGCAGCCGAUCAGAAUACCUACUUUGUGGACACACGUGAUCCCGAGCCCGAGGAAAUGACCUUCCUGCUAGAUGAUCCCUUCCCUCCAUCUUCAAUGCUGCUAUCCACCACGGAAUCCCUCGGCAGCGAAUCAGCCAUGUGGCUAGCCGGUAAUGUUCCCCCAUACGACUCCACAGCCUCAGGGGACAUUAGGGCAACGUCGAAAAACCCUCCAACCCUCUGUUGGCGUCCGGCCUACUCCUUUGUGAAAUUACACUACCUACAAGGCAUACUUCCAGAUGACGCGCUCGGCUCAGUCUUUUUCAACCAUCGAGCAUCCAGUGUGGCCGAGCAGGGCACGACUGCCUCCUCUCCAGACUCAGAUUACAGUGGUACUGUGGCCUGUCGGCCAUCCCUCAGAAACCCCCAAUCUCUGCCAGAUUUCGCUGUAAAAUACCACGCUAGCGGCUCACUAGUGUGUCUAGCCGAUGGUCUCCGAAGUGCCAACCAACUCACCUGGUUCCGUUUUAGAACUCUUCUGCCCUGUGCGCUCACUGCGCUUACCUACAGACUCUGUAUAACGGAGGACAAUGUCAUCCAGGGUCGUGCCGCAACUUUUGAUCCUGCGAUUGGCCGCCGUGGGUCAACUACCAGAUCCUGCCGUCAAUUAGAUAAAUUCAUCUGUGAUCAUGACAAAUGUCUGCUAACACCCCUCGCGUCCAUUCCAAACUACGAAGUGACUAGUUACUUUGGAAAUAUCAGUUUCUUCUUUGUCAGGGAGACUACUGAUCUACGAGAGUUGUUAUCUUCGCCAGGAAAUGUAGUCGUCAUGGUACCUUUUGGUCCCAUAUCUUGCGUUCAAAUUACUUUUUUUCUGCUCAUCAAAUACCUUCUCGGUUUGCGCUUUCAGAUGGGCGGUCUCCGUUGUUUUGUCCAUGCAAGUGUAGCCGAUGCGCAGUCAGUUAUUUCGGCUCAUACCAUCAGUUUUGGAGGAAACGCUCUUCUCUCCUACCACAUUAGCGAGCUACUGAUCAUUCGUCCUCCAUCCAGAAAUCAAGCUCAAUGCAUUUUGAACUUAUGCGGUGAUAUGGCCUAUGUCACCCCAGUAGUAUGA